Molecule: messenger RNA, 909 nt
Organism: Cricetulus griseus (Chinese hamster)
Lineage: Eukaryota; Metazoa; Chordata; Mammalia; Rodentia; Cricetidae
Source: RefSeq, a predicted model, not a curated record
AUGCGGCCUCCUCGGCAUCAUGGGGAGAUGAGUUAUAAGAAGUGCUUUCCUCCAGGCAGGAUAGGAGAUCCUCAGGUGUUGUCUCCUCUGGCCAAGAACCUCUUCCACAGAGCCAUUUCUGAGAGUGGUGUGGUGGUCAGUACAGGCCUGGUUAAAAAGAAUAUCCAGUCUGUGAUUGAAAUAGGUCCCGGACAACUCUUGUACCCUUUGCUGAGCUUCCCUUGGCUGAUUGCUAUGAUUUCUGGCUGUAGGAACACCACAUCAGCUGUCAUGGUUCACUGCCUGCGCCAGAAGACAGAGAAGGAACGCUUGGAGUUCACACUGAAAUUGAUGAUGGGCUUAGAAGACAAGAUGGAUGAGAAAAUGGCCAGUUCCCUCCUGAUGAAGUUCCACUCUAACAUCUCUGAGAAUAUGAUUCCAGCAUUUAUUGAGAAGUAUUUAGGACAAAGAAAAAAGAAAGACCUUCUCCUGGACUUGUUUGGGGAUAUAUUUAUGGGUAUUCCAUCUGCUCUCAUGUCCCCUGUCCUCAGAAAUGCAGGAGUUCCUACCUACAUGUAUGAGUUUCAAUAUCGACCAAGCUUCGUAACUGAAAAGAGAUCCAAGACAGUGAUAGGAGACCAUGGUGAUGAAAUCUUCUCUGUAUUUGGGGCUCCAUUUUUAAAAGGGAGUGCUGCAGAAGAGGAGACCAACCUCAGCAAGAUGGUGAUGAAAUACUGGGCCAACUUUGCUAGGAAUGGGAAUCCCAAUGGGAAGGGGUUGCCACACUGGCCAGAGUAUGACCAGAAGGAAGGGUAUCUGCAGAUUGAAGCCCCUACCCAGCAAGCCCAGAGAUUGAAAUGGGAGGAAGUUGCUUUCUGGACUGAUUUCCUGGUUAAGAAGACUCCUCAGACAGAACACAGUGAGGGAUGA